Macrobrachium nipponense is the source of this 4495-nucleotide messenger RNA. RefSeq names its product structural maintenance of chromosomes protein 3-like (gene SMC3). Gene Ontology annotation, cellular component: mitotic cohesin complex; chromosome. The record is from RefSeq and is a predicted model, not a curated record. Gene Ontology annotation, molecular function: ATP binding; ATP hydrolysis activity; double-stranded DNA binding. The coding region runs from base 148 to 3750 and encodes 1200 amino acids. The transcript has 26 exons. Gene Ontology annotation, biological process: mitotic sister chromatid cohesion. Lineage: Eukaryota; Metazoa; Arthropoda; Malacostraca; Decapoda; Palaemonidae.
UCUCUUGCUCAUAUAGAUUGCAGCUACCAUACAGCCGACCCACCUAGGUUCGGCCUGUUCAUCAAAAAUGUUACAAGUAACGUAACAUUGGCCGAAUAAUGCAUCGAGUGUGUGAGAAAAUGGUUAUUAAAUAAGUAUAGCACCAUCAUGUAUAUCAGACAAAUUAUUAUUCAGGGAUUCAAGAGUUACAGAGAACAAACAGUUAUAGAACCUUUUGAUCCUCGCCAUAAUGUUGUGGUUGGUAGGAAUGGAUCUGGGAAGAGUAACUUCUUUUAUGCAAUUCAGUUUGUGUUGAGUGAUGAGUUCUCUCACCUACGAGCUGAGCAACGCCAGGCCCUACUCCAUGAGGGUACUGGACCAAGAGUUAUCUCUGCAUUUGUGGAGAUCAUUUUUGAUAAUGUUGAUGGCAGAAUACCAAUUGACAAAAAUGAGGUCUGCCUUCGUCGAGUUAUCGGUGCGAAAAAGGACCAAUACUUCCUUAAUAGGAAGGCAGUUACCAAACUUGAUGUGAUGAAUCUUUUAGAGUCUGCAGGAUUUUCUCGAUCAAAUCCCUAUUACAUUGUCAAACAGGGUAAAAUUAAUCAAAUGGCAACUGCCCCAGAUUCCCAGAGGCUUAAACUUUUGAGAGAGGUUGCUGGAACUCGUGUUUAUGAUGAAAGAAGAGAAGAGUCAAAAGUAAUCUUGAAAGAAACGGAAAGUAAAAGAGAGAAGAUUGAGGAAUUUUUAAGAACUAUAGAAGAUAGACUGCAGACUCUAGAGGAAGAAAAAGAAGAGCUUAAAGAAUAUCAGAAGUAUGACAAGAUGAGGAGGGCAUUGGAAUACACAAUUCAUGACCGGGAACUGAAAGAAACAAGGAAGAAACUUGAGGACAUGGAGAACCAAAGGAAGAACUCUGGUGCUGAGCAGGAGAAACUUAGGCAGCAACUACAGAAAGCUCAAGAAUCUAUUAAGACAUUAUCAAAAGAAAUGAAAGAUGUCAAGUCAAAAGUGUCUCAGGUUAAAGAGGAGAGAGAUACCUAUAACAUGGAGCAACAGCAACUGUUAAAAGAAAAGAAUAAAUUGGAAUUCACCAUCAAAGAUUUAGCUGAUGAGGUACUGGGAGACAAUAAAUCAAAAGAGAGGGCAGAGAAAGAAUUACAAAAACUAAGAACUACCAUAUCUCAGAAAGAAGCAGAAUUAGAGGCUAUCAAACCUCAAUAUGAAGAAAUGAAAAGCAGGGAAGAUGAAGCACAGCGCGAGUUGUCGCUGAAAGAUCAGAAGCGAAAGGAGUUGUAUGCAAAACAAGGUCGAGGGAGCCAGUUCACUUCCAAAGAGCAGCGUGACCAGUGGAUCCAAAAAGAGCUGAGAUCGAUAGAACGUGCGAUGGGUGAAAAAAAGGACCAAAUCAGGCGGCUUGAUGAGGAGAUAAAACGAGAUGGGGAACGGAACAAAGAAUUAGAGAAACUGUUACAGGAACUGUCAGCUGACACAGAUAACUACAGACAAAGUAUUGAUGAGCAUAAUAAAGUCUUUUAUGAGAUGAAGAAAAGAAAAGACCAGUUGCAAAGUGAACGGAAUGAACUUUGGCGCAAAGAAAAUAAUCUACAGCAGAAUGUAAGUUCACUGAAAGAAGAGUUAUCUAGAGCUGAUCAGUCACUACGUUCUAUGGCAGGAAAGCCUAUCCUCAAUGGACGUGAUAGCGUACAGAAAGUCUUGGAUACUUUCCGUGACCGUGGAGGGCAUCUUGGAGAAAUUGCAACUCAGUAUUAUGGCCUUCUCAUUGAGAAUUUUGAAUGUGAGAGAUCAAUUUAUACAGCUGUUGAAGUCACAGCAGGUAACAAGUUGUUUCAUCAUAUUGUAGAAUCAGAUAAAAUAGGAACCCAGAUUUUAAAAGAAAUGAAUAAACAAAAACUGCCCGGCGAAGUUACCUUUAUGCCACUGAAUCGACUGACUGUGAAAGAUAUUGAUUAUCCUCAGACAAAUGAUGCUAUUCCCAUGGUAAGCAAGUUAACUUACUCUGAUCGGUAUCAUAAAGCAUUAAAGUACAUCUUUGGAAGAACUUUGAUCUGCCGAAACUUGGAGGUAGCAACUCAUCUCGCCAGAUCUACACGAUUAGAUUGUGUCACUCUGGAUGGUGAUCAGGUCUCCAGUAAAGGGUCAUUAACUGGUGGAUACUUCAAUACAUCUCGAUCUCGCUUAGAAAUUCAGAAAACACGAUCUGAGCUGCGUGAUCAGAUCACAACUGCAGAAACAGAGCUGAGAACUUUGCAAGACACUUUACGGAACACAGAGCAGGAAAUUAACAAGAUUGUGUCAGAAAUGCAGAAAACUGAAAUCAAGAACAGUAAGGCAAAAAAUCUUUUUGAGAAAGUAAAGACUGACAUUCGUUUAAUGAAAGAAGAAUUAUCUAGUUUAGAGAGAACCAAGCAGCCUAAGGAAAGAUCCCUUUCUCAAUUGAAAGCCAACCUUGAAGCAAUGAUGGCUACAAAGGAAGGUCUGGAGUCAGAGUUGCAUCAGGAUCUUAUGGCUACCUUGAGUGUUCAGGACCAGCAUGAAGUAGAUCAGCUGAAUGAUGACAUUAGACGAUUGACACAAGAAAAUAAGGAAGCCUUUACACGUCGUAUGAAGUUAGAAGCCGACAAGAAUAAGUUGGAGAAUCUUUUGACAAAUAAUCUUCACAGAAGAAAAGAUGAGCUUAUGCAGGCCUUGCAGGAAAUAUCAGUUGAAGAUAGGAAGCGACACCUAGAGCAUAGCCAGAGUGAAAUUCAACGUGUUGAUAAUCGUAUUGAAGAAGUAGCUGUCCAGUAUAAGGAAGUGGAAAAGAAGCUGGUUGAACACCAGAAAAAAGAGAAGAGUUUGAAAUCAGAACUGGAAAAGAUGAAAAACAAAGAAAAGGAAGUAAUGGAAAGAAUGGAAGAGGAUGCUAAAGACCUUGAGAAGAUGGCUUCAAAACAAAAUCUUUUGCAUCAGAAGAUUGAUGAAUGUACAAAAAAAAUUUGUGAUUUGGGUUCUCUCCCCUCAGAAGCUUUUGAUAAAUAUCAGAAUUUACCAACAAAGCAGCUCUUCAAGAAAUUGGAAGGGGCUAAUGUUGAACUGAAGAAAUAUUCUCAUGUCAACAAAAAAGCCUUAGACCAGUUUAUAUCCUUCUCGGAGCAGAAAGAGAAACUCAUGGCAAGAAAGGAGGAGUUGGAUAGAGGUUAUGACAAAAUCAAAGAGCUGAUGAAUGUCUUAGAACACCGGAAAUAUGAGGCCAUACAGUUUACAUUUAAACAGGUAUCCAAGUACUUUAGUGAAGUAUUCAAGAAGCUGGCUCCCCAAGGUCAUGCUCAACUGGUGAUGAAAACUGACCAAGAUGAGGAAAGUGAGCAUGAAGAGCAAGGCACAGUAGACAACUUUACUGGUGUUGGCAUAAGAGUUUCCUUCACUGGUCGCAAUGCAGAAAUGAGAGAGAUGAACCAGUUAUCUGGUGGCCAGAAAUCUUUAGUUGCUCUUGGUCUUAUCUUUGCCAUCCAGAAAUGUGAUCCAGCUCCUUUCUAUCUCUUUGAUGAAAUUGAUCAGGCUUUGGAUGCCCAGCAUAGAAAGGCUGUAGCAGAUAUGAUUCAUGAGUUAAGUUCAGAUGCUCAGUUCAUUACGACAACUUUCAGACCUGAAUUGUUAGAACAUGCAAACAAGUUUUAUGGUGUCAAGUUCAGGAACAAAGUGUCUCAUGUGGAAUGUGUAGCAAGAGAAGAAGCCUAUGAUUUUGUGGAAGAUGACACAACUCAUGGGUAAUAAGUGGACGUUUACUGGACUUCUUUUAGUGGCCGUUGAAUAUGGGCUUAAGCCAGUGGAAUUGUUACACAUGUGUUUAAUGAAAAUGAAGUUCAAAUGACUUUGUAUAGAAAUUUUUAUACCUUCAGAAGUGCAUUUUUGUAUAUUGAAUCAUUCAAAUUGAAGUAACAGUAAGUAGAGCGUGUAUAUAGAAAUUUACUGUAAGCUAAAGAGUAUGUUUUGUAUAAAAAAAAAAGAAAAAAAGGAUAGGAUUAUAGCCUAUUUUUGUGCAUAAAAGAGGGACCUGAGGUAAAGAUAAUUUUGCUAAGCAUCAAUUGCCAAAUUUUGUUUUGAUUUAAAGGUUACUUAGUUUUUUCUGGAAUUCUUAUUUUAAAACAUGAUUUGCCAGUGGAGUCAAAUAUUUCCGAUUUGCUAUCGAGGCCCAAUUUUCUCUUCAUUGCAUUCUUUAAAGGAUACCCAGUUUACUUUUUCAGUUCAUAUUGUAAAAUUGUUUUUGUAUUGCAGACAAAUUGUAUUGUUUCUGUUCUGUUGAAUCCCAAUUUUUUUUCUAAGUUUCAUACUUUAAACAUAGUCAGUGAAACAGUUUUCUAUUUCAAAACAUUACAAAGUAAUUUGUAACUGUAAUAAAUGUUGACUUUUGGAAAAUUUAAAUGAAAAGGCAAUUGAGUUUAGUUAUGGUGGAAAAUUCACCUAUAUGUAAACAAAGCUAUUUUUAUUUUCUUUUUAUAAUAAAAAGUAUUAUAAU